AUGGCACCCACCCAGCAGACGCAGCCGACUCCCCCUUCCUCCACGUCGUCGAACAACGGUGCAUCGCCAGACGGCCAGAACUUCCGCGUAGUCCGCAAGAGAAACAGGAUCCCCUUAUCAUGCGCUCCAUGCAGACAUCGCAAGCUGAAAUGCAACCGUGCCAACCCAUGCGAUAACUGUUCCAAACGGGGCGACACGGCUUCUUGCAGCUAUGCGACCGCUGGGAACAAGAAGAAAGGAGCCGCCAAUGGCUCGAACACGUCUCCGGACAAUAUGCAGAAUCGAAUCGAUAGAUUGGAGGGGUUGGUCCUGUCGUUGAUGACCAGUGGUUCCCAGCCCUCGACGGCUGCUACUGCGCAAGCUGCGAUCAACGGUAGCAGGAGUGAUAGUCUCAGCACCGGCUCUGAUCUGAAAAUAGAUGCAGGCGGCGUGGAUAUGAUUAGGGAGGAGGGCGAAAACGGAGAAGAGAGUGAAGUAGAGGGCAUGUCUCGGGGGAUUGGGAUCAUGAAGAUAGACAACGGAAAGGCGGUGUAUGCUUCGGAUGCGCAUUGGUAUGCCAUAUUAGGCGAGAUCAGUGAGGUCAAGAAAUACUUUGAUACCCACAAGCAGGACUACAGGGACCAUUUUGCGAAGGUGCAGGCCGCGAAAGCAGAUGAGACUCCCGGCACAGCCUUUCUCCUCCAAGGACCGCCUGCGAAAGAUAAAGCAGAGCUCAUGGAGGCUUUCCCAUCAAAGGCGGAUGCAGACCGCAUGAUUGCGAGAUAUUUCAACGCCUAUGAUCCAUCCGUUCACAUCGUGCAUGGACCAUCUUUUCAAAAGCAAUACGACAAGCACUGGCUGAACCCGUCGGAGACCACAGUGGGCUGGCUUGGCAUGUGCUUUGCGAUGAUGACUUUGGCUUUGCAGUCGUACCAUAGAGCGGGCGAUGAGCCUGUCGAGUACCGUGGGCGGUCGCUGAAACUCUCGCAUCAGUAUAGGAGACUCACUGCCCAGUGCCUGCUCAUGGGCGAUAUCACACAAGCCAAUCCGCAGACACUAGAGACGCUGGUGCUGCAUGUUCAGGCUGAAUACGGGCGUAGCAGAGAUGCCGAACCUGGCGUGUUGCUCAUGACCAGCUUGUGCGUGAGGCUCGCAAUGCGAAUGGGAUACCACAGGGAUCCCGGCCCUCAUCCUGCCAUCACACCAUUCCAAGGCGAAAUCCGGCGGCGAGUAUGGACGUUUGUUCGGCAGUGCGACCUUUUGAUAUCUUUCCAAUUUGGCUUGCCAGCUAUGAUCAGAACGGACCAUAUUGACACGGAAACGCCGCGAAACUUGUAUGACGAUGAACUCUACGAAGACAUGAAGAGCCUGCCACCGUCGAGAUCGCCUGUCGAAGCGACGCCCAUGUCGUACAUGAUCACCAAGGCGAAGAUGACGUUUUUGUUCGGGCGCAUCGUAGAACGAGCGCAGUCGGUCACGAAUCCCCCUUCAUACGAGGAGACGUUGAAAUUUGAUGCCGAGCUUCGGGAAGCAAGAACCCAACAUCCACCGCUGCUGCAGAUGCGCUCCUUCCGGGAAUCUGCACGCGAUCCAGCCAAUCUAAUCAUGCAGCGACUUGGAUUGGAGAUGGUCUAUCUUCGCUCGCUGUUCGUUCUGCAUCGACGUUUCAUUGCGCGAGGACGCGAGAACCCAAGAUAUGCGUACUCGCGGCGGACGUGCCUGGACGCUUCGAUGGAGCUGCUUGACCAUCAGGCUACCCUGCACCAAGAAUCGCAUCCCGGCGGCCGCUUGAGAUCCGUCAAGUGGUACAUCUCGUCGCUGACGACUCACGACUUCCUGCUGGCCGCGAUGCUGGUAUGUCUGGAUCUCUACCAUACCGCCGAAGCCGAGCGAACGGGCCGCAAGUCGAGCAGUCCGGGCUCGCCGUUGAUGCCGGAUCUGUAUGACGAGGGUCGCCGAGAGCGGAUGAUGCAGGCCGUCGAGCACUGCAUCAUCAUCUGGGAAUCGGUGCGCGACCAGAGCAUGGAGGCGUAUAAGGCAUCCAACGCCCUGAAGGUGAUGGUCGACAAACUGAAGACGCACCAAGACCGACAGCGGACCAUGCCUGGCUACGCACCCAUGCCACAAUCGACGCCGGCGCAGAACUUCACGCGACAGAAUGCCGGCUUUGGCACGUUCCCCAAUGGCAACGUGAAUGUUGCAGAUGCCGAUGACCUGCCCCCUGAACAGUCGGCGGCGAUGACACUCGGCAUGCUCUCUUCUGGCGGCCUGUCUCCCGGACCUGGAUUCGGCAUGAGCGUGUCGCAGAUGGGCAGUCAGGCGGAGAAGCAGUCACAUUCCUAUCCGGCGGGGAUGGCGGCUCUGCUGAACGAGCCCAUGACGGACAGAACGGGACUGACACCGCAAUAUUCUGGACCCGAAGCUGGUGCGGUGAGCGGCAGUGGCAUUGGCAUUGGCAUCAACGGAGCGGCGAGCCCGCUCAGCCAGAUGCUCAGCCAGGGCAAUAACUUCAUGGGCACGGACGGGAUGGGCGGAGACAUAGAUUGGGUGAGUUGUGUGCUAUGAAACGGGCCAAUGGAUUGUCGGCUAACCUUCUGCAGGGCGCGUGGGAUUCCUAUAUUCAGGGGACGGCGAGCACGGGGAUCGACGCCGGCCUGUUCCCCAUGAAUGUGGACUUCGCCAUGGAUACAAGCCAGCAAACGCAAGGAGGAAUGAACGAUAAUAACAACAAUGGGUUUAUGGAGUCGCAAGGAACGGGCCACAUGAUAUGA
Molecule: messenger RNA, 2750 nt
Organism: Lecanosticta acicola
Lineage: Eukaryota; Fungi; Ascomycota; Dothideomycetes; Mycosphaerellales; Mycosphaerellaceae
Source: the annotation of a GenBank genome assembly